Messenger RNA from Maniola jurtina (meadow brown), 1644 nucleotides. RefSeq lists its product as uncharacterized. Lineage: Eukaryota; Metazoa; Arthropoda; Insecta; Lepidoptera; Nymphalidae. The record is from RefSeq and is a predicted model, not a curated record. Bases 416 to 1570 code for a protein of 384 amino acids. The transcript is spliced from 3 exons.
CGCAGGCGAAGCCAGCGGCUGAUACAUAGUGAGCCAGCGCAACAUGCAUUCCCAUUCCCACGUACGAAUACGACCCGUAUAGCUGACGCGGCGUAAUACCAGAACCCGCGCGAUGUGGGAAUCGUAAUAUUAAGUUAGAAUAUUCUCAUCCUUAGAGAUAAGCACUAGUUUUUAGUCUUUUCAUUUAAAUGUAACUUUGAAUAUAAUUAUUAUAAGGAUAUUAUCGCCGACUAGUUUUCUUCCAUCCACCUCCUGCGAGCCUAAACAUUACUGGCGCAGUCGGUAGGAUAAGCUGUACCUGUAGCUGUAUCGGACAACUGUGACGGAGAACAACUUAUCCUGAGAACCUACCAUUCGGAGGCCGCAGUGUAGUGGAGAAUCUAAACUUCGAUUCGUGGAAAGAAAUAGAUCGGCGAUGCGGAUCCUCCUUAUAAUCAAUCUACUUCUGCAGCCAGUGGUAAUGCAGGAGAUCCAACUUGAAAAUCUCAGCGAUGGACCCGGCUUGCUACCUUUUAAAUUAGGAAGUACCUUUAUUAUUUCCCAUUACCAUUCAUUUGUACAAUGUAUUAAUCUUUCGGAAUUGCAAGAGAAAAUCAGCUCCAUAAAUGUCCAACUAGAUAGCGUCACUCCUGAUUUAAAUAAUAAAACAAAGAACUUAUUUGAACCUCAUUUAAACUAUUUAAAGAAAAAACUCCUGAGUGUGCUUGAGCAGCUUCAGAGUUUCGAAACAACUCGAGUAAAAAGAGGACUCAUAGAUGGUCUCGGAUCUGUCGUUAAAAGUAUUACUGGUAACCUCGAUUAUACUGAUGCCUUACAUUAUGAUAGCAUUAUAAAAUCAUUGGAAGAAAAUGACAAUAAAUUAGUGGCCGAAUAUAAUAGUCAUGUUAGUAUAUCCAAAGACUGGAUGACGCAGUAUGCAAAGGUCGUAGAUAGUAUUGUAGAAAAUCAAAAUCGAUUAACAGCCUUAGUAAGUCGAAUAAGUCAGAGCAAUUCAGAAAGAGAUUCUGAUUUAAUAAAAUAUGCACAUUUAGCACAAGUUCUUCUCAUUCUUAGUGACAAUGUAGAUUCAAUUUCUCAAGAAGUUGUGAAAUUACAAAAUGUAUUAGGUUUUAUCAAGGUUUCGGUUGCACAUCAUUCAGUUAUAAGCUUAAGUACAAUUAAAUAUUUAGUUAGUAGGUUAACCAGUCUUUAUGGUACUGGUAAAAUUAUAUCUUUAGAUGAUAGAGAGUAUUAUGAUAUUAUAGGAUUAGGUUCGUAUUAUGUAAGAAACGAAAUAUUCAUAGUUUAUAAAUUUCCUAUAAUUCUAACCCAAGUAUAUGAUAUGUAUAAAUUAUCCAUUGUACCCAACAAGAAUCAUGAGAUCCUAAUUCCUUAUCAUCCAUUCCUGGCAAUAAGCUUGAACGAGUACAGGUACAUAGAGGCUGAAUGCCCGAAGACCAGCAAGGGUUAUCUAUGUGCCGAUAUUAGAAGCUUACAGCGUGAACCUUCAAAUCAACCAGAUUGUAUCCAACAACUUAUAACCGCCCAAAAUAGAAGCAGGCCAAGCAAUUCAAGUUAUGGAUUUACCUAAAGAAGAACCCUAUGACUCAAGACCAUCUCCGCAUUAUGAAUUGAAGUCCACAAAACUGGAUCACCUACAUCAUG